Messenger RNA from Saccostrea cuccullata (small rock oyster), 3148 nucleotides. RefSeq lists its product as uncharacterized. Bases 181 to 2391 code for a protein of 736 amino acids. The record is from RefSeq and is a predicted model, not a curated record. NCBI's taxonomy places the organism in Eukaryota, Metazoa, Mollusca, Bivalvia, Ostreida, Ostreidae. Gene Ontology annotation, molecular function: protein binding. The transcript is spliced from 12 exons.
AACAUUGAUUUUCAAUAACGAAACUAGUUCCGUUUUAGAAUACUAAAAAGAUAAACUUAGUCCACUUUAAAUAGACCAGGAAGUGUAUCGUAUGUAGCCGAGCGUAAACAAAGAUCUGUGAUCGUCUGAUUGGAAUUAACUGAGAAGCAUUACAAUGUAGGAUACUCAAGAAUUGAUGUAAUGGCACAGACCAGUACUGGAACAUCUGCGUCACGUAUCAGCGAGGCAUUCAGCUUCCUCAAGGAAUACCAGCUAGGAACGGCCUUUGAAGAUACCAAACCUGAUAAGAAUUGCUACAGUGGUCAUAAUGGUUUGGUUAAUGGAGAAAAGGAGGAGUUUACCAUCGUCACCUAUGUAGAUAACAAAGGUACCACAGAAAAGUCUCUCAACAAAUCCAAAAAUUCAGAAAAUUGGAAAAAGGAGGCUAGAUCAGUUUUGGGAAAUGGUGCUAACAAAUUAAGUAAUCACAUCACUGCAGCUGGUUUGAACCAUGAACGUAAUGUACCCUCAGCAAGAAGUUUGGUCAAGGACUCUUCUGAGGGGGGAAAGACGAAGUUACAUGCUGAAGAGACUAGUCAGAAAUCAAGUGCUCAACAGAGGUCUGAUUGUGGUUGUCAUGACACAAGCCACUGUUCAUGUGAUGAAAGCAGCUCUAAAGAUGAAAAGGUUGUGAUGAGAAAACACAGAAGUGGAGAUGUAAAUAACUUGGUUAAUAAAUCCUUAGACACUAAGUGUUCAGAUUCCAAGGGCAUUUUGUCUGAAGCUUGUAGUCCCUCUUCUGCAGACAGGGAAGAAGCCAACCAAUCACGGAGGACUGGAGAAGUUGUAAGUGAUGCCUUCGAUUUCCUGAAGGAUUUAGAAGAUGGUCAACAUCCACAUUACCAUGACACUGUUACCAUGGUAACAGGAGGAGAGGACAAAAUCUUCAACAAACUUUCUAUGGUUAGUGAGAUUUCUGAGAAGUCUAAUUCCUUGAAUGACAAGUCUAUCACAAGCAAUGACAGUAGUGACAAUAUAAAACAUGGACAGGACAAGUCAGAAAGUCCUGCAAAAGAGCAAGUCAAAGUUCUCAGGAGACAACGGAACCUGUCGAGUGAUUCCCUGGAUAAUUCAGAAGAGUCCUCAGAUGAAGACACAGGUAUAUAUAAUGAAAGCUAUAGAAAGUCUGUAUGGCUGUGUAUGCCAGAAGAAAAGUCACCCCAGUCGUUACAACCACCCAGCAUAGCAGAGGAGCAAGAAUCUGAUGAAGUGUUUCUCAGAAGCAAUGAUACAUUACAAUUUGAUAAACCACACAAAAGAUCUGACUCCACAACAACAACUAAGUCAGAGUGCGAAUUUAAACAUGAAUAUCGCAUCCGACGGAAAUGUAUGGUGCAUCGCCAUGACAGUCAGCAAGAAUAUCAUCGUCUAUCGGCAAAAUUAUAUGAACAAGAAAAAGUGGUUGUGAUCACAAAAGAGGACCAGGACCGAGAUUUUGGCCUUCAUAUAUACGACAGUCAUCCGGCAUUCAUAACAGAGGUGGACAUGGGAAGCCCUGCCUGCAGAGCAGGGAUAAAACCAGGUCAGAUACUUAUUGGUGUUAACGGAGUCAAUGUUCUGGAAUCAACUCAUGAGGAAAUUAUCAAACUGAUGCAAAAAGAUCCGAGCAUGGUGAAGAUAGAAGUGGCUGCUGGGAAUGAUGUUCAUUACAUUAGGAAUGCCCAGACACCUGUACUGAGUGGUUACAUGUACAAACAGAGUAACUCCACGUUUGUCAAGAACUGGAGGCGGCGGUUCUUUGUACUGAGAUACGACAACUGUCUGUACUACUAUAAAGGAGAACAGGAGCAGGACCCUCUAGGAGCAUUCCCUCUGCUGAAUUACAUUGUGUCCAAACAUACUGACUCUAGCAGAGAGCAUUGCUUCAAGGCAGAGAAGUUUGGAGCCAGAACUUACUACUUUAUCCCUGACUCAAGGGAGGAGAUGAUCAAUUGGAUCUCAGCAUUAAAUGAAGCAGCUACCAGAGCCAGAGAGAAGAAAGACUCCUGGAUGGAUGUGACUGCCCACAAUGUAGGACUCCCUGCUCUAGACAUUAAAAAGCCGGAGUGUUCAGGGUAUCUCUCCAAGUGUGGGGGCGCUGUCAAAUCCUGGAGAAAACGAUACUGUGUGCUCAAAGACGCCUGUAUAUAUUAUUAUAAAAACAUCAAUUCUUCAAGUGCUCAAGGUAUGGCCCAUCUCCAUGGUUACAAGGUGGACCAGGUCCCAGGUUCCCCGAAGAAACACAACUUUAUCCUCAGACCCCCGGAGCCUCAGAUGCGAACAUUUAGUUUCUGUGCCGAGAAUGAGACUGAUAAAAACAGGUGGAUGGUUGCUAUGGAGAAGUCAAUACAACGCUGGAUAAAGGUUGACUAAAGCCAGAAUCUAAUGGUCCCUGAAUAUAAAUUACAUCUUUGAAAUCUUUUCCUUAACCUUGAUGUAUGGAUCAAGCUAGCAAGCUGUCUGAGUGAAGGAAUUAGCAUUUAACAAAAAUUGUAAAAAGCAUAAUAUUAUAUUUUUGGUUUAGACCCAGGAUUGAGGCUGCAGACAUGUACACCCCUCAGACCCAGGUCGGAGCUUAUCAAGAUUAAUCUCGUGUUGAAUAUUUUUUACAGAGUACCUUAGUUUGAAAAGUAUCUGUCACAGCUAGUGGUUAUUACAUACUCUACAAGCAAAAACUAUGUGUCUUAAUUAACUAAAUCACGGUUCAUAUAUAAUUUGUAUCGCCAGGGUAAACACAUAACAUAAAGUUAACAUUGUUUAGUGUAGUUUGUAAUUCACCUUAAGAUUACUUUACUCCUGAACAUCUAGAAGACAAAUCAUGUAAUACGACAAUGAACAUGAAGUCCUCACUAUGUUAAUAAUACUAAAAUCCAUGUUAUGUCUUCAAAGUCCAUAUUCAUGUCCCAGGGCAGGGCGGAGAAGUCAAAUCCUGAUUUAGACCAUCAAGGCCCAUAGGAAUUUUCCUUUGAAUUCUAAAAAAGGGCUAAGAAUAUUCUGAAAUAUGUUUCACGUAAAUGUAUCUAAAAAAAAAAAAAAAAAGAAAAAAAAAAUUCAAAACAAUUUUUCCUACUGCUUAUUUACAACAGCUUUUGUUAACAAUGAUCAAGAUGUAACUGCAAGUAAAUUUAAU